Solanum verrucosum is the source of this 639-nucleotide messenger RNA. RefSeq names its product B3 domain-containing protein At1g49475-like. The transcript has 2 exons. The record is from RefSeq and is a predicted model, not a curated record. Lineage: Eukaryota; Viridiplantae; Streptophyta; Magnoliopsida; Solanales; Solanaceae. Bases 1 to 639 code for a protein of 212 amino acids. Gene Ontology annotation, molecular function: DNA binding.
AUGGCUCUUAGUGAAGGAUUUUGCCUUGGGAAUUCUUCUUCUUCUACCAAAAACAAUAAUGUUGUGCAACCAAAAUUCUACAAGAUAAUAUUGUUCCAAGAUGAAUGCAUCCGUCUGAGGAUUCCGAAAGGCUUUGUCAAAAGAUGUUGCAACAACAUUUUAAACCCUGUGUAUCUUGAGGUUCCCAGUGGACAAGUAUGGGAGGUUGAAGUGCAACAUUCUCAAGGUCAAAUUUGGCUUACCAAAGGAUGGCAGGAUUUCUGUGACUAUUAUUCGAUAAGCUGUGGACACUUUUUGAUGUUCGGAUACAAUGCUCGUUCCCAUUUUAAUGUCACUAUAUUUGAUUUGAGUGCAGCAGAAAUUGAAUAUCCAUAUAGUUCACGCAUUUUCCAUUGCCAUGAAACACACCAUGCACCAAAAACUGACUUGUCCGAGUCGGAUUAUUCUAUUGAUAUCCUAGAGGAUAUUCCAAGAAGCCAAAAAUUGAAAGAAAAAGUUCCUGAUAUGGUUGAUCAUUCUGUUGAAAACCUAGGCGAUGGACAGUUCGCCAAAAGGAAAUGGCACGAAGAUGAUGUAGCUUCAUCUUCUUUCACAAGAGAGGGCCAAAGUGAGGAUCUUUUUGGCUAUGACCUGAAUUGA